UCGGACGAUACACAAAGGAGGACAACCGUUGGACCUUUUUUCGCUGAUGGCUUUCCCAGAGUUUACCUCGGAAUGAUUGAAGUGGUCGAUGGACUAUCUCGCUCCUCCCGCUCCGUCUGCUCUCGCCACACUUCUUUCCACGUUGCUCCCCUGCGGCUUCGCUGUGGGGCCCUCGCGGCUCUGUGGAGGUAGCAUGGGGCUGUGGUGGGUCGGCCGCUCGCUGGAGGCUGGGUCCCUGCUGGGAAGGGAGCGGGACACAGAGUGGGCCUCCAGCUAUCACACUGACCUGAUGACUCACAGGCAGGAGGGUGAACUCGUGAUGAACUCCAAAACAUGUCAGACCAUCAGCACGGAGGCAGACAAGGCACUGAUGGAGAAAGCAGCAAAUAAAGAUGAAAGUAUGCUACAAACAGGCGUCUGGAUCAAAUUUGCCUGCCAGGCGCAGAGCAGAAGACAGCAGAACGUGUCGGUGCAGUGUGCCUGUGGAGAGGUGUGUUCAGGCGAGUGUGUGGACGUGUGUCUGCGCGUUUGUCGGGACAUCCAGCCAGGAACAGAGCUGCUGUUGGGCGGAGAAACCCUAGGAAAGGGUCAGACCACGAAAAACUCCACGACACAGGACAACCUCCCAGAUAACAAAGUAGAAGACAGAAAAGACGCAGAGACUGUUGUACCCGACAUACGGAUAAUUCAAGAGAAAACAGAGGAGAAAGAGGACAAGCAGGAGGAAGUGCUGCUCAGAGUCCCGCGCAGAUGCAUCAAGAGGAGUCAGACAACCGUUCCACUGAGGAAGAGGAGAGUCCAGAAAACCCUUGAGAGUUUCACUGAUGCUCACAUAGAGAAAAUCAACGUCCCAACAGCAGGAGGACACACAGACAGCACAUGUAGUGAGGACAGACAGUCACACAGUAAACAUACAGAUGGUGGGACAGACUCUGGAGGCUUCUCUCCACCUCCUCUGGUCCGCUGCAGCUCCCGCCUGGCAGCUAAACCGCGACGCGUUCACUGUCCAAUCGGUCGUGGGAAGCACCCUCCCGGAAGCCCUGUUCAAUCCAAACAGACGGAGGAACAGAGCUCCACUAAAGACACCACCCCCGUCACAGAGAAGGAGCUUUCGGAAAGUAUCUCGCUCCCUGAUGUCGAGGCCGCUGCAGCAACAUCGUGUGUUGCCAAGGCGACCCCUUCGUGGCCUGCAGGAAUCAGAGAGAGGCGGUACAGGUGCUCCAGCUGCGGGAAGAAGUUCUACCAGAUCGGUCACUUGAAGAAACACCAGUUCAUCCACACAGAGGAGAAACCCUUCAGCUGCCAGGAGUGUGGGAAGAACUACACCUCUGCAGAGAGCUUCAGAGCCCAUCAGAUGAGUCACCGCGGGGAGCGUCCCUUCUCCUGCCCUCACUGUGAGAAGCGCUACGGGCUGAAGCGGGACCUGAAGGAGCACAUGGUGCUGCACACCGGGGAGAAACCCUACGCCUGCGAGCACUGUGGCAAGGCGUUCGCUCGCCGGCCCUCUCUACGCAUCCACCGCCUCCUCCACUGCAGCAAAAAGGUUUACACACAGCCUCCGAAGGUGCAGUGCACAGUGUGCCACAAGCUGCUGGCUAACUCCGGCUCUCUGAGGAACCACAUGAAGCUCCACACUGGGGAGAAACCUCACGUGUGUCAGCACUGCGGGAGGUGCUUCAGUCAGAAAGGGAACCUCGAGUCUCAUUUGAGAAUUCACAACGGAGAGAAGCCGUAUCCGUGCUCCGAGUGCGACCAGAGCUUCUCCCAGAAACCAGACCUGCGCCGACACAUGUUUUCCCACACCGGAGGAGGCUUCCUCUGCAGCUACUGUGGGAAAUCUCUGAGGGACCCGCACAGCCUGAGGUCGCAUGAGAGGCUGCACACGGGAGAAAGGCCCCAUCGCUGCCCUGUCUGUGGAAAAGGCUACACUUUGGCCACUAAGCUGCGGAGACACAUAAAGUCGUCCCACGUGUUGGAGAAACCAUACAUCUGCCACUGCGGCGCUUCGUACACGGUACGACACAGUCUGCUGAGGCACCAAGCCCAGCACCGGGCAGAGGGGGGGGCUCAGGGGGAGGAGGGGGAGGAGUCGCAGUCAGGGGGAGGACACGGAGAGCAGACGGAGAGCAGCGGCAAGACGGAGGUUGAACAAGCAGCUUCAGGCUCCAGCCACCUGCAGCCAAUCAGAGGCAGACCCAAGAAGAACUCGCUUGAGGAAGGGUACAUAAAGCGGAAAAGGGCAAGAGGAAGAGUGGAGGAGAAGGAGGCGAGGAACUUUCAAGGCACUGAGACCUCAAGAGCAGAAUACGGAGGAGAUGAGGAACCUUCAGGUAACAUCCAACAUGUCGUCUACGUCCACACAAACGACCUCUCCACCCCCAGCUCCACCCCUCUGACCCUCGCCUCGGAGAGCCCGCUGCCUGAGAGGGCGGGGCAGGAUCUGGUGGAGGUGGUGAUUUCAGAGGGAGCAGAGCAGGGCAUUGUGGUCCCUGGGCAGCAGUCAGUAGGAGAGCUGCUGAUCUUACAGGAGGAGGGGGGCGGGCUCUAUGUGGCGCAGACUGUGGAGAUAAACACAGGGUAGAGGAAAAUCUUCUGGUUCUCAAACAUCGAUUAUUCUUUGCUAGUGGUGCACAAACCACCCCCUUGGCCUGUUCAGGGAUUCUUAUUGUUGUUGAACAUCAGCACUCUCUUUGACUCUGAGUGGCUGACAUCUACUCUUGAUUUUUUAAGAUGUUGACAAAACUUGAGCUGUCAGAGUCCAUUUGAAGUUGUACUGAAAGUACUUCUAUGAUGUGUUCUGCAUUUAGCCAGUUUAUUCUCUUGAGUUGAUCAAAUAAAGCAUCAA
This is a messenger RNA of Trematomus bernacchii (emerald rockcod), 2845 nucleotides long. Its product is annotated as zinc finger protein 408-like. The coding region runs from base 89 to 2581 and encodes 830 amino acids. NCBI's taxonomy places the organism in Eukaryota, Metazoa, Chordata, Actinopteri, Perciformes, Nototheniidae. Gene Ontology annotation, cellular component: nucleus. The transcript is spliced from 9 exons. The record is from RefSeq and is a predicted model, not a curated record.